Molecule: messenger RNA, 1613 nt
Organism: Aspergillus pseudotamarii
Lineage: Eukaryota; Fungi; Ascomycota; Eurotiomycetes; Eurotiales; Aspergillaceae
Product: cytochrome P450
Exons: 1
Coding region: 1-1518 (505 amino acids)
Molecular function (GO): monooxygenase activity; heme binding; iron ion binding
Source: RefSeq, a predicted model, not a curated record
AUGUCUAUCAACCUAGCUUGCAUAGUCGUGGGUUGUCUCCUGGCCUUAUACCUAGCUCAGGACUUUCUGUAUCCCAAAACCAAACCACUCCCACCCGGCCCACAACCCUUACCCUUGAUAGGAAAUAUCCAUCAACACCAAUCUGCAUCACCAUGGGGCAAGCAUCAGGAGUGGCACCGAAAAUACGGACCCAUCAUCACGUUAAAGCUAGGCUCGCGGACAGUGAUCAUGCUAGGGUCCCAGAAGGUAGUUCGCGACUUUGCCAGGAUGGGAUAUCUCUACUCUUCACGGCCUCGUCUGAUCCUUGUCGGGGAAUGGAUGUUCAGCGGUAUGCUUCCGGCACUUAUGCCCAACGGUGCGCAAUGGGACGCCUCCCACAAGCUAAUCGCGCCUUUAUUCGCCGGACAUGCUGUAAAAACAUACAAUGAAGCGGAGGCUCUGGAGAGUGCACGCAUGGUAUAUGAGCUGCUAGGGACACAGUGGCAUCCUACGUACUUCCGUACUUAUACAUCUAGCAUUGCAAAGCUCUUGGGGUAUGGGCAGCGGGACGGACCAGACCAGGCCGAUGAGGCUGCGCAAGUCGAGGCUCUGAUUUACGAGGCUUUCGGUGCGGUUUCCAUUGACAAGGUGCUGGUGGAUCUGUACCCCUGCUUGGAUCAUCUGCCAGCGGUAUUCGCCAAGUUUAAGAUGACUGCGCGGAGACACCAGAAGCGUGUUCUGGAUCUGUGGUCCUUGCGUGCCAAACGCGCUAUCCAACGAUCUGAUGUUUGGAGCUGGACGCAGGUGGUGCACAAGAAUAUGCCUGAAGCCGUCAUGUCUUGGGAGCAUUUUAUCUUUUUACUUUUCGAAUUGGAGUCUGCCGCAACCAUCACGACUGCCCAGUUCCUCAAUAUAUUUGUCACGAUCGCCCUUGAGCAUCCACAUUCCAUACAAAGAGCGCAAUCUGAGAUGGACGCGGUGGUCGGUCAUGACAAAUUGCCUAGCUUUACUGACCAGGAUCAACUCCCAUACCUGAAUGCGUUCAUAUUGGAGAUUGCGCGGCAUCGCACGAUGGUCCCCGUGGGGUUCCCACAUGCCGCUAUGGAAGAGGGUGAAUAUAUGGGCUAUCGCAUCCCAACCGAUGCACUGAUUAUGUCCAAUCAGUGGCUAUUAAACAUGGACGAAUCGACCUAUGAUAACCCAGAGGUCUUUCGGCCAGAUCGCUGGAUUGAGAAUCCUAGCUUACCAUUGCCGUCUCUAUUUGGUUUUGGGCGGCGAAAAUGCCCUGGGGAGAGAAUGGCCAAGGACUCUAUUUUUAUUGCGAUUGCACGCUUAUUAUGGGCAUUUGAUAUUAAACAAACUGCACAGGAAAAACGUGCAUCUUCAACAGACACUCAUAAUUUACUGUACAUACCACAAAUUGAAAACGUCACCUUUGAGGUCCGCAGCGCAAAACACCGGGCCGUGGUUGAGAGGCAAUGGCGGGAGUUGGAUAAGGAUGAGAGACAUCUUAUGGAAAGGAUCAGCCGGUAUAUGUAAGGUAGUUAGUUAUAUUAUGAUUACGCCAGGUUGCCCAUUCUCCACCACAGAGUCAGCCUAGCCUAACCACCAGUGGACACCUUUUCACACCGGUC